Molecule: messenger RNA, 5574 nt
Organism: Tinamus guttatus (white-throated tinamou)
Lineage: Eukaryota; Metazoa; Chordata; Aves; Tinamiformes; Tinamidae
Source: RefSeq, a predicted model, not a curated record
AUGACUAAGCUUAGUAGGGAUCCCUGGGGAGAGCUCAUGUGGACUGGUUUCCCCAGUGGGCCAGGCGCCCGCUCCCUGCUUAGGAAAGGGCGCGGGGCGCCGACCCCCUGCUCGGGGGCUGUGCGCGAGCGCCGGGCCGAGCCCGCGGGCCCCUUCCCGCUGCUGGUGCGCGGCGCCUGGGGCUCGGCCGAGCCGCCGAGCUCGCUGCGCAGGAAGCUGCUCUGCUACUUCCAGAGCCAGAAGCGCUCGGGCGGCGGCGAGUGCGAGCUGCGAGCGGGGCCGGCGCCCGGGAGCCUCCUCGUCUGCUUCGCCCGCCGUGACGUGAGGCAGCGAGUUCUUCAGAGACAGAUUCAUGAGCUGGACUUGGGAGAAAAGGGGAAGUUGAACCUGAUCGUCACAGAGCUUGAAACAGCCACUGAAGAGGAAACAUCUGACGAAAAACUAGUUCCCACCAAGAAUAGAAAAUAUGAAGCAGCGGAAACCUGCAGGGCAAAGGAGAGUUUUGAUCCCAAUACUGAGCCGCGGGAGAAGUCGUGCUCCAUGGAGAACAUAGCAGGGUGCUCCACAAAGACCUCGCUGUUGGUGGCCCUUGAGAACGUGCAGCACUUCAGUGCACAACGCUUGGGUGCGCUGCUGGAGAACGUCAGCGGCUUCGUGGCAGACAAGGACUUCUGCCUGGAAAUGAGGCCUGAAACAAGCACUGCCGUGGUUACGUUGUUAAAACGUAUCGAUGCUGAAGAAUUUGUCAAACUCUGUGCAGAAAGCAAUCGACUUAAGAAAUUGAAAAUUACGGCUAAACUUCUUGAAGAGACCCACAGCAUCAAGGCUGAAAUCGUACCAGGUGGUGUUUCUACAGACCAUAUCGCUGCUUGCUUUGAGAACGUGAGCAGUGGGGGUGGGCCUGUGGUGGAUGUCCAGCUCCUACCCGAGGAGCGCUCGGCCAUCACCACCUUCUGCAGCCCCAAAGAUUUAAGCACUGUCUUGGAAAAGCAACAUUCACUUGAACAGAUGCCGGUUUCCAUUUAUCCCUAUCAUCAUCGCCUGGGAACAGCUCUCUCUGGAGAGAAAAAGCCAAGUGUCGAGAUGCCGAAGCCCAUUACUUGUCCACUGGAUCCCUACGUCUGGCAGUUUUUAGAAAGGCAGGACGAACUGAUCCAAGAUAUAAACCAGGAAAUGGCAGCUUGCCACUGUGAUGUUAUAUGGCCAGAGCCCGACUGUGCACACCCAGAUGAGGUUGUGUUGUUUCCCUCAUCAUCCCUCUAUGAACAGCAAGAGCCAAUGAUGCAGGUGAUCAAAACGUGGAGGGAAGAUGCCUCGGCGCAGCUCUCGCACAUCCUGUCUCGCUACACGUCCGUCAUGUGCCAAGUAGAUUCGGUGUUUUGGAACGAUGUGAAUGCCGAACGGGUGAACGAUGCUUCUUUGAUGAUAGCAUGUGUUUGUAUGGGUCUGGUGGUGAUUGCCGGCGACAGAGCAGCCGUGAACAGAGCAGAGAGAGAACUGAUGGAACGCAUGGAAAAAGACGUGGAAGAAAGGAAAAGGCAAGAAAAUAGUAUAGAAGUUUCUGUGUCAGUGAUGCUAGGGAAGUAUGCAGUUUUGCACAAUGCUGGACUAGAAGAGGAUAUUUGCAAGGAAUAUCCACGCAUAAAGAUCUUUUAUGAUGAUACAAAAAAAGCCAUCCAGUUGUGUGGGUUACCUGAGGAGGUGUCUAAAAUCAAAAUGCGCUUACUGGAGAAGGUACAGAACGUGCCAUAUAAAUCAGUUAACAUCACUCCACAGGUUUUCCAAUUUCUACAAUGUGUAGAUAAUAAGACAAUGUCAGAGCGAUUAUUUAUUUCAAAAAAAAUAAAAGCUUUUUAUGAGCUUGAGGAUGAUGCUAUAGUGCUGUUUGGAUACACUCCGGAAGAUCUUUCAGAUGCAGAAAAGCAAAUAGAGACAGAUUUGGACUACAAGUGCAUUGAUCUGGAGGACUCCGAAAUCAUUAAAAAGGAGGAAUGGAGGAGUCUUAUUGACUUCUCCUGUAAGAAGUACAAUUAUUCCCAGAAAACUGUAAUAAUUGAUGAAUGUAUUGGAAAAGAAAAUAGAGUGACCAUUACUGGCUUUUCUAAAGCCGUAGCAGAAGUUUAUCAGAACAUUUUUUAUUUAGUAGAUAGAAACACACACAUGAAAAAAGUAAUCCCAGCUAAGUCAGCGGCAGUAGUGCAGUUUGUAGAGAAGGAAAAACCAAAUGUUUGCCUUGAAUUCAAGAAGAAAGGUGUGAAGAUGUGUUUUGACACCAAGGUACCAUGUAUUUCUCUGAGCGGCCCAAAAGCAGAAGUAGCAAAGGCAGUCACCACAUUAGAGCAAGUUCUGUCCUUGCUCUGCUAUAAAAAUGUGCCAAUUGAUAAACCAGGAGCCAAAGAAUUUUUCACAGAGAAGAAAGAUUUGCAUGUUUUUGAGGCAAAGCAGAAAUACAACUGUUUAAUUCUGCUGAAAGUAGAAGAACAAGGGCAAAAAGGUGGAGAAGUUGAUAGUAAAGGGGAAAGAGAGGUCUGCUAUGAGGAAACCCUGGAAGGAGGAGUUACAGUAUUAGUGUGUAAAGGUGUCAUGUCUAAUUAUCCAGUGGAUGUUGUGGUAAAUGUGUUGAAUAAAGACUCAAAACUCCCGGAUGACCUUGCUGGGCCCCUUCUCCAGGAGGCUGGUCCAGACCUGCAAAGAGAGUACAAACAUCUUGUGAAAAACCAUGGGCGUCUGAAGCCUGGAUGCAUUGCCAUCACUGGUGCCGGGAAGCUCCCCUGCAAGCACGUCAUUCAUGCUGGUGGGCCCGAGUGGAAGAAAACAGACAGAGAAAAAUGUUUGCACCAUGUAAGGAAGAUAGUGAGGAAGUCUGUACAGCUGGCUGAAAAGUGCAAUCAUCUCUCCAUAGCUCUCCCCUUUGUACGUGCUGGGAUUUUGGGUAUCCCAGUGGAACUGUGUGCACAAUCAAUUGUAUCAUCCCUCAAAAAAACCUUGGAAGAAUCCAGGUGGGACAGGAGCUUGAGGGAGGUUCAUCUUGUGGGCGAUGCAGACAAAACAGUUCGAGUUCUGAGUGAGACAGUAAAACAAGUGUUUGCUGCUAAAUCACCCAUUUGGCCAUUGCUUCCCCAACCCUUUAGCAGCGAAAGCAUGAAGGAAAGCCAGAAAGCCAAGAGAAAAGACAAUCUGCAGAUGGUUACAACAAAUGAAGGACUGUGCAUCAAGCUAGAGAAAGGAAGCAUUCAGGAUGCCACGACAGAUGUUAUUGUCAACAGCAUUGGCAUGGAUCUGCAGCUUGGCGUGGGGCCUCUUUGCAAAGCCCUGCUGGAGAAGGCUGGACCAGGACUCCAGUUAGAGUUUAAUCAGGAAAAGCAAAGACGGAUAGCUGGAAAAGGGACAGUGUUCCAUACUAGUGGACACAAUCUCCUCUGCAAGUCUGUGCUUCAUGCUGUUAUUCCCGUCUGGGAUGGAGGAAAAGGAGAGGCUCUGAAGACCUUAAAAGACGUAGUCAAAUUUUGCCUGCAGAAAACAGAAGAACUUGCACUGAAUUUGAUCACUUUCCCAGCAAUUGGAACUGGAGGAUUUGGAUUUCCCAAGUCCACUGUAGCUAAAUUAAUGUUUGACACAGUGUUUGAGUUCAGUAGCCAUCACACUCCGAAGACACUCCAGGAAGUUCACUUUCUCUUGUACCCCGGGGAUACUGGUAACAUUCAGGCAUUUACCAGUGAACUGGAACGUCGGGUAGCUGAGAAUCGCAUUAAGGCAGCACCACAACACAUUUUCAUUGGGCCAAUUGUGACUAGCUCAUCAGGAGUUCAUGAAAUGAAGAUUGGUUCUAUUACACUUCAACUGAUUAAUGGAGAUAUUACUAAGGAAGACACAGAUGUUAUUGUAAACAUAACAAGUUCAGCAUUUAAGGCCAACUCAGGACUUUUCAAAGCAGUUAUGGAUGCUGCUGGUUCCCAGGUAGAAGAAGAAUGUGCUCAGUAUGCUGGGCAGCUUCAGAGUGGUUUUGUUACCACAGAAAGUGGAAAUCUGCUGUGCAAGAAAAUCAUCCACCUGAUUCAUAGCCUGGACGUAAAGAAUCAGGUGACCCAAGUGCUUCGGGAGUGUGAGCUCCGAAUGUACACGUCUGUGGCCUUCCCAGCAAUUGGAACAGGUCAGGCAAGACAGAGUCCAGCAAAGGUAGCUGAUAACAUGCUUGGUGCUAUAAUUGAGUUUGCAAGCCAAAAAGCUGUACUGCAUUUGAGAAGAAUUAGAAUAGUCAUCUUUGAGACAAAGAUGAACAGUGAAUUUUAUGAAAGCAUGAAGAAAAGACAAGAAUUACAUACCCAUGAUUCUGAUACAGAUGAAUCUAAAUUAACAUCAUUAUUUGGCCAAAAAAAGUCCACUGAGAAGAAACAACCGCUCGUUUUGGAGAAGAAAGUUGAGUUAGUCACAUUCCAAAUUUGUGGAGAAAGACAACAAAAUGUGGAUGCUGCUGCGUCCUGGAUAAUGGAUUUGAUUUUAAAGGAACAGAGUGAAAACAUUAUUUCAGAUGAGCUAAUUGAAAAUUUUGAUAGGGGGCAGAUGAAGACUCUGGUAGAUCUUCAGAGAAGAAAACAUGUAACCUUUCAGUUUGAAAGCAACCGGUCUCCUCCGCGCAUUAAAAUUUCUGGUAUUAGCCGGGAUGUCUAUUCAGUUUCUAUGGAAGUUCAAAAUAUGAUCCAAAAACUUAGGGAUACUCAAGAAGAACAAUCCAAGGCAGAACUUGUGUAUAACCUAGUGGAAUGGAGGUAUCAAGAAAGCAAUGAUAGUUUUAGAACUUUUGAUAAGCUGACAAAUAUGCAGCUGGAAGAUGCUAAAAUAGCUAAAAAAGCACAUCUUACUGUCAAAAUUAAGAAUAAGAAUUACAAAGUGAAUAUAAACACUCUACAAGCUAAUGAUGACCGAGGAACAACUAUAAGCAUUCAACGUGUGCCAAAGAAUGAAGAGAAGCAGGCGAUAGAGCUGCCGGCAGAGUGGGAGGACAUGAAGGACAAGCCGGUCUUGGUGGUGAACCUCCCGUCGGAGAGCCAAGAGUAUCAGAACGUUGAGAAGGAAUUUCGGAAAACCUGUCCCAAUCUCACCAUAGAGAAGAUUGAAAGAAUACAAAAUUCCUACCUCUGGCAGAGCUACCAAAUCAAAAAGAACGCUCUGGAUAAGAAAAACAAAAAUUGGAUGAAUGAGAGGUUGCUUUUUCAUGGGACAGCAGCAUCCUCACUGAGCACCAUCAAUUACAGGGGAUUUGAUCGUGGUUUUGCUGGAAAGAAUGCUGCCAUAAUUGGAAAUGGAACCUACUUUGCUGUCAGGGCGAAUUAUUCUGCCCAGGAUGAUUAUUCCCAGCCCGAUUCGAGUGGCAGAAAAUACAUGUACCUGGCUCGGGUGCUCACGGGGCAGUACUGUGCCGGGAGGGCAGGACUCAUCACCGCUCCAUCGAAAAACACGGCAGACACAACCGACCACUACGACAGCGUGGUUGAUAAUGAGAAAUUUCCAAAUAUGUUUGUCAUCUUCAACGACAUCCAGGCGUAUCCGCAGUACCUGAUUACGUUCAGGAAAUAG